UUUAAAAGUGAAAGUAGAUCUCAGUCGCAGAGCCCGGGAACAAAUCUUAAAUCGAUGUUAAUCAAUUAUCGAUCAAGCUUUUUGUUUUAAGGGUCAGAUAAAAAAGAUGAUGAUUAUGAUGCAUUUUAUAAAGAUGGAUUGAACUUCUGUUAGCCCUUUUUUAGAUUUGGGUGUUUGUGGACUCUACUCCUUGUUUUUACAACAUGGGGGCUGACCAAAGUGCACAGCAGCCCCCUGCCGGGGCCCCAGGAAGUACCCUGAAGUCACAGAGGGAUGAGGACAUCCCCUACACAUCCUACGCCAUUAGUAAACCCAUCGACUCCAAUUCUCCAAGUCCAAGACUUUCCCCUCGCAAUGUUCCAACAACAAGCACCAAACCACGGCCCACAAUUCCUAGGGAAAAGGAACAGCCUGAAACAGGAACUCAUAAACAUGACAUUGUUGUGGUUGCCGAUGGAAACGUGAUAGAAAAAGACCCUGACCCAGAGCUAACCAAGCUGAACACCAUCCCUGUGUUCUAUCCCAUCAUGCGUGGUUCGCUAAACAUUCCCACCAGCUCUCGUGACCUUGACCUCUUGGAUAAGAUGGGACAUGAACAGUUGCUUUAUCUGUGUGUGAGGUACCAGGAACACCUUAAACAGCUGGCAGAGUCCGUGGCGUUUGACCAGAACGCUCUGUGUGUCCGAAUCAAGGAGAUUGAUUGUGCAAUACAGUUAUUACUUGGGGUAAUGCAGGAGAAACAGAAGAAAUACCACAAGCACGCUGACCAGUUCCAGAGGAUCUCCGAGACCUUGUCCAUACUGAACAGAGUGAAGGGCAGCAUGCAAAGCCUGGUCCCAAAGAUAAAUCACCUGAACCAGCUGUUACCCCCCGGGGAACAACUGGAGCCCCUCAGUCUCAAAAGUCAGCUGUUAGAACCUGACAUCGAUGAGAAUCAAGGGAACCAGUAACAAGGGAACUGGUCAAUAUAUCAGAAAGACUAGUACAAUCCUUGACAGUUUUGAAAUUCAGUUGCAAGAAAUGGGCAGUGACGGAAUGAUUCGGACCCAUAAAAUGAGAAUGAUUUCAUAAAAUAGUGGACAUUUAGAACCCCCUCCAUAUUAUGUAUUAAGAGUCAGUUUUAAGACAGGGGCAGCAAUGAGAGUUUAGGAAACCAGUAAAAUGGUAACUAGGGUAGUUAAUAUUAUUGUUUCUGUCAUGUUUCUGACUAUAAAUGAUACUAAUAUAAAUAUAUUGUGUAAAUUUGCA
Messenger RNA from Magallana angulata, 1248 nucleotides. RefSeq names its product BLOC-1-related complex subunit 5-like. Gene Ontology annotation, biological process: organelle transport along microtubule; lysosome localization; positive regulation of anterograde synaptic vesicle transport. The record is from RefSeq and is a predicted model, not a curated record. NCBI's taxonomy places the organism in Eukaryota, Metazoa, Mollusca, Bivalvia, Ostreida, Ostreidae. Bases 204 to 950 code for a protein of 248 amino acids. The transcript has 4 exons. Gene Ontology annotation, cellular component: BORC complex; cytoplasmic side of lysosomal membrane; synaptic vesicle membrane.